AUGCAGAGCCUACAAUUGACUCUUGUGCUCUUUGUCUUGUUCUCCUAUGUCCCACCAGUUAGAAGUGGAGUGAAUAUGUACAUAAAACGGAUUUACGAUACGUGCUGGAAUCUAAAAGGCAUGUGUAAGAAUCACUGUCCAAAAGACGAAAUUUUUCACACUUUAUGUGGUGUUGAAUUGCUGUGCUGUAUAAAGGCCAAGGAAAUGCCUGUUCUCUUCGUGAAGUAG
Messenger RNA from Mastomys coucha (southern multimammate mouse), 228 nucleotides. It is a transcript of the gene Defb135, whose product is annotated as defensin beta 135. The record is from RefSeq and is a predicted model, not a curated record. Gene Ontology annotation, biological process: innate immune response. Lineage: Eukaryota; Metazoa; Chordata; Mammalia; Rodentia; Muridae. The transcript has 2 exons. Gene Ontology annotation, cellular component: extracellular region. Bases 1 to 228 code for a protein of 75 amino acids.